GGUUCGCCUUCCCGGAUUGGGCCUACAAGCCCGAAUCGAGUCCCGGCUCCCGUCAGAUCCAGCUCUGGCAUUUUAUCCUGGAACUGUUGCGCAAGGAAGAAUAUCAUGACGUCAUCGCCUGGCAAGGGGAUUACGGCGAGUUUGUCAUCAAGGAUCCCGACGAAGUGGCCCGGUUGUGGGGGGUGAGGAAAUGCAAGCCUCAGAUGAACUACGACAAGCUGAGCCGAGCUUUGAGGUAUUACUACAACAAGCGGAUCCUGCACAAGACCAAAGGCAAACGUUUCACCUACAAGUUCAACUUUAACAAAUUGGUGUUGGUUAACUAUCCCUUCAUCGACAUGGGCAUGGGAGGUGGGGCCGUGCCCCAAAGUGCUCCACCUGUGCCUUCGGGUGGGUCACACUUCCGCUUCCCCCCUUCCACCCCAUCUGAUGUCUUGUCACCGGCCGAGGAUCUGCGUUCGCCUGGGGUCUUCUCCGCCGUGGCUCGCCGCCUCGCUCGGGGCUCGGUCAGUGACUGCAGCGAUGGCACCUCGGCCAAUUCAGAAGUGGAGGAGACGUUGGCCGAAGAGCAGCGACGUGGCGGAGGAGGAGAGGCGGGUGGAUUCCGCGGGCCCCCCUUGCCCAGCCAUCCACGUUUGACCCACGAUGCCCUCUUUAGAAUCUAUCCUCGCCCGCGGGUUCCUGAGCCUCUCAGCCCCUUCCCUGUGUCCCCCAUGGCUGGGCCUGCUGCUCUCCUGCCCCCCCAGCUGUCCCCUGCCCUCCCCCUCACCCCCACUCACAUAAAUUACACUCCCUCACCCACCCUCAGCCCCAUGUACCCCAGCGGCUCCCACUUCUCCUUCAACCCUGAGGACAUGAAGCGCUACCUCCAAGCGCACACCCAGAGUGUGUACAACUACCAUCUCAGCCCCAGGGCCUUCCUCCACUACCCCAACAUUAUCAUCCCGCAGCCCCAGCGCCUAGAGAAGCCCCCUCUUCCCCCUCCGCCCCCACAAGCCGAGGAGCCCCCCAGCCCUUUCAAAUUCAAGCUGCAGCCGCCACCGUUGGGGCGCCGCAACCGUGACAAGCAGCCUGCGCCAGUUCCAGCUGUGUCCCCAGGAGACUCCAGUGGUGGCCUUCUCUCCUCCUCCUCCUCCUCCUCCUCCUCUUCUGCAGCUGCUCCGGAGACCCUUGUCCCCCAGAUCAAAGUGGAACCCAUCUCGGAGGGAGAGUCCGAGGAAGAUCUCACCGUGGAAGUCACUGAUAUCAGUGAGGAUGACGAGGAGGUCUUUAAGGCCCCUUCGGCCCCACUGGAGAAGAUUGAAAACGGAGAGACUUCAGCCUUGGCUCCCCCCGUUUCUCGGGCCGGGGAGAGUGGUAAAUGCAUUCCCCUCAAAUUACGCUUCAAACGCCGUUGGAGUGAGGAUCAGCGGCUGGAAGCCAGUGCGACGGGCGACGAAACGGACGACAAGAAAGUGAAGGGCGAGGAGGAUGCCGGUGGUCACGGGGACGCAGUGGGAGGCCGGCGGAUCAGCACGGAGCUGCAGCAGGCCACAGCCGAACUGACCCUGGAGAAUCGGGACUGCUAGACAGGACAUGCAGCUCUCCCUCCCUCCGGACAAAUGGACCGAUGACGGGGUGGGUGGGCUGACUUUGCUGCCUUAACUCAGAGAUUAUCUUUCUACUUUCCUUUCUCCUUCCUUCCUUCUUUCCUUCCUUCCUUCCUUGGCCUGGAACUCUGUACAUGCUCUUCUCCUCCUUUGAAAGUCAGAAAAAAAAAUGUAGGGGGCGGGGAAGUUUUUACUUGUCUAUAUGCAUAUAUAAAUCUAAAUCUAAAUAUAUAUAUUAUAUAUAUGUAAAACCUCUGCAGGGGUGGGGGGAUUUUUAAAAAUUAAUAUGCCAGGUUUGUUUUUAAGGGGUCUCUUUUCUCUUCCCCCUUCCCCCCCCCACCUCAUACACUAUAAGCCUCAGGACCUUUUUAAUUAAGAUUGCCCCCCAAAUACGGUGUAGUUUGAAAAAAAGCAUUCGGGAGGUGGGGAAUAAGGGUAGUCUUACGAAAGCCACCACCCCGCUAUUUUCCUCGUCCUCACACUCACAAACUUGCAAUUAGCAAUCUUAAGCACAAUACACUUUUUAAUCCCCCAGUGGAUCAAAAAGAGAGUUAGCCAUAUGUUCUCUGUCCCUCUUAACUCCUUCUCCGUGCGCCUUUGGUGUUUAGCCAUGCUGGCCACACGACCACGGAAAUUGUCUUCGGACGCCGCCGGCUCCUUCUGCCAAGAAACAGAGUUGAGCACGAUGCCCUAGAGUUGGAUACCUUAUUACCUUUUACAUAUUAAACUAAUUAAAUAUUUUAUAGGCUGCCCAAGAAUUCCUCUUCGCUCAAAGCAGCAUAGGCGAGCCAAAAGGAUGGACGCGCCUGCUGUCGAUGGUUAGCGUGGGAUCAUCGAGGCAUCCUUGUUAAAACGCUUUUUUGUCUGUUGUGUUGCUGCGUCUUCUAACCUAGAAUAAGAAGGGGAUCGAUCCCAUGCGUUUUCGGGGCUUGCUACCCCCGUGGAUGGUUGAGGGUGUGUCUUUGCAACAUGCCAUCCUCGCCACCAGUGGCAAAAGAGGCAUUUUCUAUCGUAUCUUUGCCAAACCCACCAAAGACUUCCCUUUGUAACGAUGCUUUAGGGAAACCAAGACAAAACAAUACAAAACAAGGAUAGGCUUGGGCCUAGCUCAGGCUUAUCCAGCCUGCAGGCCGCAUAUACUCCUGGAGAGCUAGUAAUGUGGCUGCACGAGAUUGUAAACUUUUUAAAGUGUGAUUUAUAUACAUUAACUAUAUUACAGGUAGUCCUCCAUUUACCAACGCAAUUGAGCUCCAAAUUUCGGGUUGCUAAGCGAGACAAAUUAUUAAGUGAGCCUUGCUCACUGACCCGAGUGAUUCGCUUAAACAAUGGGCGGGGAUAGUUGAUAAAACAAAGGUAAUUUUGCCGUUUCGUGAGACAGUUAAGUGACUCAUGAAGUUGUUAAGUGAAACAUGCAGUUGUUAAGAGAAUCCAGCUCUGCCCACUAUCACAAAUAGUGAUGACAUGGCCCCCCCCCCCCCCCCAGGCCAAUGCAACUGUCAUAAAUACAUGACAGUUGGCAUGUGUCUGAAUUUUGAUCAUGUGACCAUGGGGAUGCUGCAACGGUCGUAAGUGUGAAAAAUCGGUCAUAAAGUCACUUUUUCCAGUGCCAUUGUAACUUUGAACGGUCAUUAAACAAAUGGUUGUAAGUCGAGGACUACCUGUAUGUAUGUUACAUGCCGACCAGGAUAAUUCCAGAACCAGUUUGGUCUAGUGGUUAAGGCAACAAGCUUAGAAAGCAGGAGGCCGCGAGUUCAAGUCCCGUCUUAGCGAUGAAAGCCAGCUGGGUGACCGUGGGCGGUUGGUUCCCUAUCUCUCUGCCCAACCCACCUCACAGGGUUGUUGUGAGGAAAUAGGAGGAGGAAAGUGUGUUUUGAAUAUGUUCUCACCGCCUUGAGUUAUUUGUAAAAAACAAGGCAGGAUACAAAUAAAUAAAAUUAAAAAAAAAAACCUCUUCACUCAGUGCGGCCCAGGCAAGCCGAAAGGUGGGACCCCCACGGCCAUUUAACCUCAUUAGGUUUGGGAAUUAAGGGUGGGUGGGAUAUUUGAAGAGUUUUUUUAAGUGCCUGUUGAAAUGCUGUUUCCAAGGGAACCUAAGCAGGGAGCGGACAUUCCUUUUUCUCUCUCCGUCUGCACAACUGUUGUCCCUGAAAAGACGGCUGUUCCUUUCCUUGUGCCCCCUUCCCUCCCAGCAACUUCAGAAAUUAAGACACCGUUUUCCUCCCAUCUUGUUAAACAAUUCCACUUUUUUUGCAAGGGAAUGUUUGGGGGGGGGGUGUCAAACAAAAGAGACACUGCAGGAUGGGACGGUGCCUUAGAGAAAACAAAAACAUUUGGGAAUCUUGCAAUGGAUGUGCUCCAAAUCCUUAUGGAUGUAUUUGCCUUGCUCUCCACUCUGUUAGGAUCAGAGAUUAUUCAGUUCCCCCAAAGAGACAGAUUUGCAUGUAGACAACUCCCCAACCCCCCAAAAAGCUGAUUUAUGGGAUGCUGCCAUGAACCCGAAGGCAGGAUCUGGAAUUAUCUCCUUGUGAGGUCAAUAUAAAGCAGUAAUGUGCUUGAGGGUUGUUUUAUAUAUGUGUGUGUGUAUAUAUAUAUAUAUGUAUAUACAUAUACAUAUAUAUAAUAUGCAUAUAUAUAUAUAUAUAGCCUUAUUCAGAUUCUUGUACAUAUCAAAGAAAAUGGGGUGUCGUUCAUUUUAAGAAUGUACAAAAAAAAAAAUGAAACCAAUAAAGGGUUUUGAGAUUUCAUAACCUGGUGGUCCAUUAUGAAUUUUGGAAUAUUGGGGUGAGAAAUACGUACAGUUUGUGGGAAGCAGAGAUACCUUGGUGGGCUGGGGAAGAAAGUUGGAGAGCAUACAGUGGUCCUCGACAUACGGCCACUAUUAAACCCAGAAUUUCCGUUAACCGGGCAAGAUGGUUGUUAAGUGAGUUUUACCACCAUUGCUAAGUGCAGUCGGUUACUAAGCAAAUCUGGCUUCCCACAUUGACUUCGCUUGUCAGAAUCCAGCUAUGAAGGUCACAAAUGGGAGUUACAUGACCCUGGGAUAACCAUCAUGAACACAUGCCAGUUGGCAACUAUCCUAAGUUUGAUCACAUGCCCAUACGGAUGCUGCAAUGGUCAUAAGUGUGAAAACGUCAUAAGUCCCCCCCCCUUUUUUUUUUGCAGUAUCAUUGUAACUUCAAACGGUCACUGAAUGGUUGUAAGUCGAGGACUGUGUUUGGGUAAUAAAAGCUCUUUGCUAAAGUAGG
Messenger RNA from Pantherophis guttatus, 4834 nucleotides. Lineage: Eukaryota; Metazoa; Chordata; Lepidosauria; Squamata; Colubridae. The record is from RefSeq and is a predicted model, not a curated record.